Molecule: messenger RNA, 3055 nt
Organism: Eptesicus fuscus (big brown bat)
Lineage: Eukaryota; Metazoa; Chordata; Mammalia; Chiroptera; Vespertilionidae
Gene: CPEB1
Product: cytoplasmic polyadenylation element binding protein 1
Exons: 12
Coding region: 23-1705 (560 amino acids)
Biological process (GO): negative regulation of cytoplasmic translation
Cellular component (GO): nucleus; neuron projection; cytoplasm
Molecular function (GO): translation factor activity, RNA binding; mRNA regulatory element binding translation repressor activity; mRNA 3'-UTR binding
Source: RefSeq, a predicted model, not a curated record
UCCGCAGGAACGCACCAGCCCCAUGGCGUCCCCGCUGGAGGAGGGAGCAGGAAGUAUAAAAGAUUGCUGCGACCACCAGGAAGCCCAGGCCCUCUCCACAUGCAGCAAUGCCAGUAUCUUUCAGAAGAUAAAUGCCCUAUUGGAUAAUUCUCUGAAUUUCAGUGGAGUCUGCACUACACCCACCAAUCAAGAAGUUCAUGAUCAUUUGCCAUCAGACUUCCCGGACUCUGAAGACGCAGUCACAAGCAGGAUGCUUUUCCCCACCUCUGCGCAAGAUUCUCCCCGGGGCCUCCCAGAUGCAAAUGACUUGUCCCUGGGCCUGCAGUCCCUCAGUCUCACAGGCUGGGACCGAAUCUGGAGCACCCAGGACGCAGAUUCCUCAGCCCAGAGCAGCACACACUCCGUACUGAGCAUGCUCCACAACCCACUGGGCAGUGUCCUGGGGAAGCCCCCCUUGAGCUUCUUGCCACUGGACCCCCUUGGAUGUGACGUGGACAAGUUCCCAGCACCCUCGGUCAGAGGCUCCCGCGUGGACACGAGGCCCAUCUUGGACUCCCGCUCCUGCAGCCCCUCGGACUCAGACACCAGUGGCUUGAGCUCCGGAUCAGAUCAUUUCUCAGACUUGAUUUCAAGCCUUCGCAUCUCCUCCCCUCUGCCCUUCCUGUCUCUGACAGGGGGUGGCCCCAGAGAUUCCUUAAAGAUGGGGAUUGGGUCCCAGAUGGACCAAGAGCAAGCUGCUCUCGCCGCUGCCACUCCCUCCCCAACCAGUGCGUCGAAGAGAUGGCCAGGAGCUUCCGUGUGGCCUUCCUGGGACCUGGAAGCCCCCAAAGACCUCUUCAGCAUAGAGAGAGAGGCCCGGCUGCACCGGCAGGCGGCAGCUAUGAAUGAAGCUACCUGUACCUGGAGCGGUCAGCUUCCUCCACGGAACUAUAAGAACCCUGUCUACUGCUGCAAAGUGUUCCUAGGAGGUGUUCCUUGGGACAUUACGGAAGCUGGAUUGAUUAACACCUUCCGUGUUUUUGGCUCUCUGAGUGUGGAGUGGCCUGGUAAAGAUGGCAAGCACCCCCGGUGUCCUCCCAAAGGGUACGUGUACCUGGUCUUCGAACUGGAGAAGUCCGUGCGGGCCUUGCUGCAGGCUUGCUCGCACGACCCGCUGAGCCCCGACGGCCUGAGCGAAUACUACUUCAAGAUGUCCAGCCGAAGGAUGCGCUGCAAGGAGGUACAAGUGAUCCCCUGGGUCUUGGCCGACAGCAACUUUUUGCGGAACCCGUCUCAUAGACUGGACCUCCGCCGGACGGUGUUCGUGGGCGCCCUGCACGGGAUGCUCAACGCCGAGGCCCUGGCCGCCAUCCUGAACGACCUGUUUGGAGGAGUGGUGUACGCCGGGAUCGACACCGAUACGUACAAGUAUCCCAUUGGCUCUGGUCGCGUGACCUUCAGUAAUCAACGCAGUUACCUGAAAGCCAUCAGUGCUGCUUUUGUGGAGAUCAAAACCACCAAGUUCACCAAGAAGGUUCAGAUCGACCCCUACCUAGAAGAUACUCUGUGUCAUUUCUGCAAUUCUCAGCCUGGCCCUUUCUUCUGUCGAGAUCAGGUGUGCUUCAAGUACUUCUGCCGGACCUGCUGGCACCUGCGGCACAGCACGGAGGGCCUGCGCCACCACAGCCCCCUGAUGCGGAACAAGAAGAACCGAGAUUCCAGCUAGAGGAGCCGGCCUUGCCUGGGGGCCGGCAGCGCCCGUGGCUGGCAGGUCAGGCCGUGGCCUGCCCCACCUGGGCACCUGGCGACCAGGGAGCCGGCUUCCUGAGGACAAGGGAAGAUCGUCGUCACCUUUGCACUUGCUGAGUCUGUCUUUGUUUCUGCACUAAUUAACGCACAAUGAGUUUUGUCCAGUUUGUUUUCAGGGGCUGGGCCAGGGCGAGGACCCUCUGGCUCACCCUCCAAGUGACUGUAGUUUUCCCAGAUUUUAGUUCCUCAUUUUGCCAAUGAAAAGCAAAAAAAGAAUUACAUGUCCAGAAGGCAUUGACACAGUGCCUACAUCUAGGUUUAUUUAUUAAAAGCGCUUUUUUUUUUUACAUUCCUUGCAAUACUGAUGCGCAGGUCUCGGUUUCAUUCUUGCAGUUGCCAUACAGUGCCUUUCCAUUUAUUUAACCCCCACCUGAACGGCAUAAACUGAGUGUUCAGCUGGUGUUUUUUACUGUAAACAACAAGGAGACUUUGCUCUUCAUUUAAACCAAAAUCAUAUUUCAUAUUUUAUGCUCAAGGGUUUUUACCGGUUCGUUUUUACACUCCUUAAAAUAGUUUUUUAGUCAUUUGGAACAAGAGUUGUUUUUUUUUUUCUUUCUGGCAGCUCUUAACAUUAUAGCAAAUUUGUGUCUGGGGAACUGCUGGUCACUGUUUCUCACAGUUGCGAAUGAAGAGGGGAAAAAAAAAAUUGCAACCAAGAAAAAAAAAAUGUUUUUGAAUUGCAAACUGGACCCGGUAAAAGGUGUUUGAGCAGCUGCUGUAUGUAGGUUUAAACGGUUUAUUGCACCUUCUUAAGUUGCACUUAUUUGUGGGGGGGAGGGUUGAUAGAAGUUUUUAAUCACAGAGUCACAGGACUUCUUUCUUUUGUAACUGAGCUAAUAAGGGCUGUUUCUGGUGGGGGCAGAAGGAGGCUCACAGGGGCCCUUUCUCUCAGAGGGGACAAGUGUCCUUCCUUGUGUCUUUGAUUUGAGAAAUGUAUGGAGCAACCGUGGUAGUGGAUGGUCAUGCUACUGAGGUUUGAAAACUUGACUUUUUCUUUCUUUUAAAAAAAAAAAAAAAUCGACUUGCCCCUCUUUGGGAAGCUGUGUGCCAAAGAACCAGUGUCGCCCCCCUCCCCCCCACCCCCCUUCCCCGCUGAGCUGACCUUGCAUUGUCGCAUAUCCCAGCUACUCUGUGGGUUUUGUGAAGCUGUGUGUGAAGUCUCUACCUCAUUGUAGUAUAUGCAGGCAAGACUGCACUCUCCUACAGAUGUGUGGAGUAAGCUGUGGUGUUGUUUCUUUUUGGCACAUAAUAAACACGUUGCAGCAGA